This is a messenger RNA of Hyaena hyaena (striped hyena), 4183 nucleotides long. RefSeq names its product adducin 1 (gene ADD1). Bases 347 to 2767 code for a protein of 806 amino acids. Gene Ontology annotation, molecular function: actin filament binding. Gene Ontology annotation, biological process: barbed-end actin filament capping; positive regulation of adherens junction organization; positive regulation of establishment of endothelial barrier. The record is from RefSeq and is a predicted model, not a curated record. Gene Ontology annotation, cellular component: focal adhesion; postsynaptic density; adherens junction. The transcript has 17 exons. Lineage: Eukaryota; Metazoa; Chordata; Mammalia; Carnivora; Hyaenidae.
GAGAGGCCGGGCGGGCCGGAGCUGCGGGCUGGGGAGCGCGCGGCGGGCAGGGGGCGGAGCCCGAGCCCCAGCCCGAGCCGGAGCCGGAGAGCGGCGGCCGCACUCGGACCUGGGAGCCCGUGCGCUGCCUGCGAUUCGCCUCUGAGGGUGUUUUGUAGGUGAUUUGUGUUCACUUCUUGCAUACCUACCUCGAAAUAAAUAUUUUGGUUAAUUAACCCGAAACUGCUGGUGGCGUGAUCAUAUACUUUUAUGCCUACAUGACCUGAAACAACUUGCGGUUAAAUUCCUAAGGAUAAAAACACGUCUGGUAGCUGUAUGCAUUGCUGGAGCCGAGAAAGACUGUACGAUGAAUGGUGACACACGGGCCGCGGUGGUGACCUCGCCACCCCCGACCACAGCGCCUCACAAGGAGAGGUACUUCGACAGGGUGGACGAGAACAACCCAGAGUACCUGCGGGAGAGGAACAUGGCGCCAGACCUGCGCCAGGACUUCAAUAUGAUGGAGCAGAAAAAGAGGGUGUCCAUGAUCCUGCAGAGCCCUGCCUUCUGCGAAGAGUUGGAAUCAAUGAUACAGGAACAAUUUAAGAAGGGGAAGAAUCCCACAGGCCUGUUGGCAUUACAGCAGAUUGCAGAUUUUAUGACCACGAACGUACCGAACGUCUACCCCGCAGCUCCUCAAGGGGGGAUGGCCGCCUUAAACAUGAGUCUUGGUAUGGUGACUCCUGUGAAUGAUCUGAGAGGGUCUGAUUCAAUCGCCUAUGACAAAGGGGAGAAGCUACUGCGGUGUAAGUUGGCAGCAUUUUACCGAUUGGCAGAUCUGUUUGGAUGGUCUCAGCUUAUCUACAAUCAUAUCACAACCAGAGUGAGCUCCGAGCAGGAACAUUUCCUCAUCGUUCCCUUUGGACUUCUCUACAGUGAAGUGACUGCAUCCAGCUUGGUUAAAAUCAAUUUACAAGGAGAUAUAGUAGAUCGUGGGAGCACUAAUCUGGGAGUAAAUCAGGCUGGCUUCACAUUACAUUCUGCAAUUUAUGCUGCAAGGCCCGACGUGAAGUGUGUGGUCCAUAUUCACACGCCAGCAGGGGCCGCGGUCUCUGCGAUGAAAUGUGGCCUCUUGCCGAUCUCCCCGGAGGCACUUUCCCUUGGAGAAGUGGCUUAUCAUGAUUAUCAUGGGAUUCUGGUUGAUGAGGAAGAAAAAGUAUUAAUUCAGAAAAAUUUGGGCCCUAAAAGCAAGGUUCUUAUUCUGCGGAACCACGGGCUCGUGUCUGUUGGAGAGAGCGUCGAGGAGGCUUUCUACUACAUCCACAACCUUGUGGUCGCCUGUGAGAUCCAGGUUCGGACUCUGGCCAGUGCAGGAGGGCCAGACAACUUAGUCCUCUUGGAUCCUGGCAAGUACAAAGCCAAGUCCCGUUCCCCGGGGUCCCCGUCAGGGGAGGGCACCAGCUCACCUCCCAAGUGGCAGAUCGGCGAGCAAGAGUUCGAAGCCCUGAUGCGGAUGCUCGAUAAUCUGGGUUACAGAACCGGCUACCCGUACCGGUACCCUGCUCUGAGAGAGAAAUCUAAAAAGUACAGCGAUGUGGAGGUUCCCGCGACUGUCACAGGGUACUCCCUUGCUAGUGACGGGGACCCGGGCACUGGCUCCCCUCUCAGACACAGUUUUCAGAAGCAGCAGCGAGAGAAGACAAGAUGGCUGAACUCUGGCCGGGGUGACGAUGCUUCUGAGGAAGGGCAGAACGGAAGCAGUCCCAAGUCGAAGACUAAGGUGUGGACGAACAUUACACACGAUCACGUGAAACCCUUGCUGCAGUCUCUCUCGUCCGGUGUCUGCGUGCCAAGCUGUAUUACCAACUGCUUGUGGACUAAAGAGGAUGGACACAGAACCUCCACCUCUGCUGUCCCUAACCUGUUUGUCCCGCUGAACACUAACCCAAAAGAGGUGCAGGAGAUGAGGAACAAGAUCCGAGAGCAGAACUUGCAGGACAUUAAGACGGCUGGCCCCCAGUCCCAGGUUUUGUGUGGUGUGGUGAUGGACAGGAGCCUCGUCCAGGACGCACCCCUCUCUGACUGUACGGAGACAAUCGAAGGGCUCGAGCUCACAGAGCAGACCUUUAGUCCUGCUAGAUCUCUGUCUUGUAGAAAGGGGGAGCUGGUGACGGCCUCCAAGGCCAUCAUUGAGAAGGAGUACCAGCCGCACGUCAUCGUGAGCACCGCGGGCCCCAACCCCUUCAGCACGCUCACCGACCGGGAGCUGGAGGAAUACCGCAGGGAGGUGCAGCGGAAGCAGAAGGGCCCCGGAGAGAACCUGGAUGAGAGCAGAGAGGAGAAGGAGAAGAGUCCUCCAGAGCCCCCUGCUGGCCCCCACACCCCCCCCAGCACCCCCGUCAAACUUGAGGAAGAGCUGCCGCAGGAGCCCGCCUCCGGAGAGGACAGUGACGCUGCCACCUUCAAGCCGACUCUCCCCGACCUGUCCCCUGAUGAGCCUUCAGAAGCGCUGGGCUUCCCGACACUGGAGGAGGAGGAGGAGGAGGAGGAGGAGGAGGGGCUCUGUGAGGCCCGCGAGCCCCCCAGCCCCGCCAGGUCCCCCCUGGUGGCCAGCCCCGAGCCGGCCUCCACCCAGGCGGCUGAAGAGGCCGCCUCCCCAGCUGCCGAGGAGGGGGCUGCCGUGGACCCUGGCAGCGACGGGUCUCCGGGCAAGUCCCCUUCCAAAAAGAAGAAGAAGUUCCGCACCCCCUCCUUUCUGAAGAAGAGCAAGAAGAGGGGGGACUCCUGAAGGCCCCGUCCUGCGCCAGCCACCGCCCCCAGACCGUCCCCGAGCGUCUCGUGUUGUCUUCCCGUGUGACGGAAUGCGAAAGCCCGCCCCCCUGCGUAGCUCGAGCUCCCCUCGCGGCGACCAGACCCCCACGUACGCCGGUGCUCCCCUCGCGUGCGCACAGCGCCCUGCCCCCGUCCCUCCCGCCUCCCCCCGCAGCCCCCAGUUCUGGGGGAGGCGGAUCCACAUCCCUCCUGUCUGCGCGCCCCCUCUCCCCCCGGGGUGAGAAGUCCUGGCUCCGGCCGGGCAGUUGGAGGCCCUGCCGGCUCUGGCCGUGGCCUCUCUCUCCUUCUGUCGUAAAGUGACCCACGCCGUGUGUCUGCUAGUCUCCCCUUCCCCCCGAGGUCUCAGGCGACUGGAUCUGAGCUGUAGUUGCCGGGUGGCGCCGCCUGCCGGGUGAGCGAGCGCACUCUGCAGAUACAAAGCCUCGGUCCUGUGGAAACCCCUGUGCCUGCCAACGGCCGGGCCCGUGACAGCCCGUGAGCGGGGGUUAGGGCUGAGCCGGAAGCCCCGACAGCAGAGGGGCCCGUGUCCGCCCAGCACAGCCCACGCGUGGUCGCGUUACCCUGAGGCCGGAAACUGGCUCAGGGCUCCCCGUUCCUUACUCGCUGGGGUCUCUAGAUUCCUGUCGUGGGGAAGAUACGUCAAGGUGAGGGUGGGGGUGGGGAAGAGUCCUUUCUCGAAUUUUCCUUCAGUAGGUUUGCAGUUCACCCUACGAUUUUUACCGUGAAUGGGCCACUUUUUAGUUUUCCCUCUGCUCACUUCUCUGGGGGACGUUUUGGACCGAGACGGGGUCUUCUGUUACUUUAACUCUGCCUGAAAGACCCCUCCCCCCCAGGGUUUGGUGAAAGGUGGCCCAACACCAGCCCGGCGGUCCCUCCCUCACUGCUUCCACCAGGCGCUUCGGAGCCUGACUUGCUCUCCUUGUUCGACCUGGUGAUUCUCACUUAACUCCGACCCAAGAAACCACGUGAAGCUGCUUAGCGGGACCGGUGGGUGACCCCGUGCGGGAGCGGACCCGGUGCCACCGCGGCCGGGUCCCACGCUCCUGACACCCAGGCAGGGCCUGAGGCUGGCUGCAUGGCGCUGAUCGCUGCUUCGAGCUUGCUGGCGACCUGCUUUUCUCCCCUGUCAUUUUGUGGCCAUGGUGGCGUCUGGACCCUGCGCCCUCAGCCCGUACUUCAGCGGACCCUGGACUCUCUACCCCUCCCUUUUGUCCCUCACGUGCAACUUUCAUUUCACUUUUGUAGUUUAUUUUAACUCUUUGUAUCACAACACGAAGUUUAGUCGCGUGUAUGGACACAGGCUUGGGAGGGUGGGGCCUCUGUCCUCCGCUGUGACCUGUUUUACUCACAAAUAAAAUUUCUUUAAGCAGUU